AUGCAAGGAUGCUGGGCUCUCUAACAGGACGCCACUGGACGAGGACCGCAUUCAAAUGCCGCAGCAAUGCAACGACAGUCGAGGGACCCGCAAUCCAGCAAUCCACUAUCUCACUGCACUGGAAGAAAUUAAUGGGUUAAAUUGAAAUUUCACGCUUUGCUGGCUUUGCAACUCGUUGUCAGGGCUUGGAAUAGGUCAGGUUAG
Molecule: messenger RNA, 204 nt
Organism: Drosophila yakuba
Lineage: Eukaryota; Metazoa; Arthropoda; Insecta; Diptera; Drosophilidae
Exons: 2
Source: RefSeq, a predicted model, not a curated record